Spirodela intermedia is the source of this 11138-nucleotide messenger RNA. The record is from the annotation of a GenBank genome assembly. Lineage: Eukaryota; Viridiplantae; Streptophyta; Magnoliopsida; Alismatales; Araceae.
AUGGCGUCGCUCUCUGUGCCCUUCUCGGACUGUGUCAUCCGGGGAUCCCUGCUCCCGCGUCGCCGGUUGAGUCCCUGUCCAGCGGGGGUGGCAUCUCUCCCCGCAUUCUUGCGUGAGAAAAGGUCAUUUCUUCUUCUGCCCAGAACUGGUCGAACUGAUGCUAAGAUCCUGCGGUGCUCAUAUUUAUAUUUUUCAACGCAUUUUAUUUGAUUAUUCGUUGAUGGCCGUUGUUUCCUUUCUAUCUUACUUUUGCCAUAGUCAUUGAAUAUCUCGUACCAGUCACAUCCUCGAGCGUGUCUUCCGCGUCACUCCUUGGUAAACACAUUUCUGUGGUAGAAUAAAUAGAUAUGCUGCGGUUGCACUAUUGAAACAGCGUAAGGUCACUUGAUUCAGUUUCUUCCUUUGCACGAAGAGCGCUGUGUAUGAUUCCGUGUAGAAGAGUCCAACGAAAUCAACGAAGUGCUAUGAUGAACCGUAAUAGAGGGACGUCUCGUACUGUUCAUGUUUGACUACGUACUGCUCCAUGUCUCUGCGCUGAAGUCGCACGGAACCAAGUUCUCGCAGUUUCCUCGAUGCUUUUAGAAGUACAUUGAAUAACUUUUUGAGCUAGUGGAUCCCACAGCUAUUGUGAUACAAUCUAAACCUAGUUUAGUUCCACCAUCAUUCGCAAUGAAGAGUUAUCCUUCAUUUGAACCUGCACCCGAUUUGGUGACCUGGAGUUAUGCAUAUGCUUGUCAUCUCAUUGUCUACGGACAAAUAUUACGAGGGAAAUAAGUCAUUCCGAUAUUAUGAUCUCUCCAUGUGUUGUCUUGUGUACGCUCAGGAUCCAGUAAUGCAAAUAAUAUUUAAAAUAUUCAAAAAUAAGUUAAAAGUUUGCCAUUUAAUAAUUUUUGAUAGUCUGAUUUGAAGGACUGAAAGGGAAUGAAUGAACUGCAAUAGGUGCCACUCUAGGUCCACGCUUCCAUAGUGAAGGAGGACUUUCACAGUCUAUUUACACGACGAAUUCAAAUAAAAGUUUCUGAAUCUAGGGAUAGAAGUUUAAUAUUAAACGAUGUGAUCAAAUUGAUGCAAAGGAAUGAAGGCAUAUUGAUGAACUACUUUGUCUGGCACUCUGGGUCCAAGCAUCCCUGGCUAGGGUGGACCCAAAGAGUUGUUUAUUUGAAGACGAAACUAUUCUGGUCCAGAGAGUGGAUACCACCUAGAUGACGUUUUGAAAGAAUAGGGCACAUGGAAUACGCAUAGCUUGCAGGAUUUAUUUUUAGAAAUCAGUUUUUUUUUCAGGUUUUGAUACUUGAAUCUUCUUUUCUCAGAAUAGGUUAUGUUUUCAAGAGGUCAAGAAAGGAGUCAUCAAGUAAUGUCUCAAACAACCACAUCUUUGCUUCUGUUGCAGGUAUUUAAUUUAUAUCUAUAUUUUUAUUUUUUCUGAUGAAACUCAGGGUGAAGUUUUUAUUAGUUAUCACAUGACACUAAAUGGAACUAUCAAUAAAUUCUAAUACUUACAUUCUAUCCUUAUGGGCCCUAUUUAUAUCAGACGUUUCCUUGGAGCAAUCUUUAGAUGACGUGCAUCUUCCCAAAGGUGAAAUGUGGUCUGUUCAUAAGUUUGGAGGGACGUGCAUGGGCACUUCAAGGAGAAUUCAGAGUGUUGCAGACAUAGUUACGAAUGAUUCUUCAGAAAGAAAGUUGGUGGUUGUUUCUGCCAUGUCUAAAGUGACAGACAUGAUGUACAACCUUGUUGAUAAGGCACAAUCGAGGGAUGAUACCUACAUGUCUGCAUUGGACGAUGUUUAUGAAAAGCACAUGCUGACAGCAAAGGAUCUUCUUGAUGGGGACGAGCUUGUGCAAUUCUUAUCCCAGUUACAUCAUGAUAUCAGUAACCUGAAAGCAAUGUUACGUGCCAUUUACAUAGGUAAAGACUGUUUUCCUUAUUUUUCAAGAAUUGAUGAUUUUUUUGUUGUAGAAUUUCAAUCUGGCUCUGUUAUAUCUUUUUGGAGUAACGUUGCAUACCAGAAAAUUAUUCAUAUUUCCUUUUUUAUGUAUCUGUUUGCAGCAUUCUCAUCCAGUUGCUUGUCUUUUAUAUCUGAUUACCAUGUAUUUGAUUAAAUAAGGAUGCUCUAUUAGUAAAUGAUUUUAUUGGCUUGGUAUUGCUUGGUUCGUGGAUCCCUGUGUUCAGGAGAGUACUUCUACAGAAGAAGGUAGAGAGACAAGACAGCUCUUUGUGAUGAUAGAGGCAAACAAUAAUGGAAGAUGGGGACGGCGUGUGGUGAUAGAAUGGUGAAAAUUAUUUUCUAAAUUAUUGUAGUGGUGACCAUUUUUCAUACUUCUCUCCAAGAAGGUUAAAAUCUUACCAAUGAGUUUGACGAAGCUGAGAUUGGCUAUUCAUGAUAUGUUGACCGUGUUCCUUUUUUAUUUUUGUGGCACUAUUUAUUUUCAUGGCACAGAAUCAGAGACUGUUGAAUAUGUGUUUUUCUCUUUUCUUUCUUGAAGUACAUUUUGGCCAAGGGUCAUAAUAAUGGAUCCACUUGCUGGAAGAGACAGUGGUCGUUGGCUGAAUUUCUUGCUGAUCAUAUUUCAUGGAGAUCUAUGGCUUGCUUCAUUUGGUAGAAACAACAUAACUUUCCUUACGAGCUCAAAACGGUUUUCCCCUGUAACUCAAGAAACCUAGAGACUCAUUUGUGUGUAUUGUGGAUUUUGGGCAUUUAUGGGAAGUGUCUGAAACAUUCUAUGGGCGCUUAUACUGUCUUGUGCUGGGUGCAGUCUGUUGUAAUGUACUUCGGGGAAACCUUAAAAGCCUUGCGUUCAUUUUUUGGUGGUUAAUAAUGUAUAGCCGUUAGGGUCUCUGGUAUAAGUGUCAUAUAUACCUGUACAUGUUACACAUGCUGUACAUAUAUCAAUUAUUAUUUGCUGCGUACUAUCCUUUUUAUGUGAAGAGAAUAACCUAUUAUUUGUUGCUUUCGUCAAUAUAUCUCCCGGUGUUAUUCUUCUAAAUUCUUGAACACCUGAGCUGUAUACUUAAGGAGCUUGUUGUGCUCUCCGGUCACAAGAGUAUAAACGUUAGGAAAUAGCUUGAUGAAGAAAAAUUAUCAUAUUUUUUCCUCCCUAAUUGUGGCUCUUGCACCCUUUUUCUGCUUAAUUAUCUAUUUUAGUGAGAUAAAACAAACCACAUGUGUUGCUGCUAUCUUCUUUGUAUCUUUUAGUAACAUAAAUCUAACUUCGCUAAUUUUUUUCUCCCUUGACACUUUUGUGAUUUAUUUUCAAAUUUGUCAUCCUUUUUUACAUAUUUUCUAUGUUGUGCAAUUUUAGUUAAUUUCUAACUGAAACGAAUAAUAUGUUGCAGCUGGGCAUGCCACAGAAUCAUUCUCAGAUUUUGUUGUUGGUCAUGGAGAGUUGUGGUCGGCUCAAAUGUUGUCAUCUGUCAUAAAAAAGGUUUGUAGGUUGCACGACGUCUAUGUUUCUCUAUUUUAUGUUAUUUGAAGACCUCUAAGUUUAAAGUUUGCGUUGUAGUCUGGAAAGGACUGCACUUGGAUGGACACGAGGGAUGUCCUCAUUGUCAAUCCUACUGGUUCCAAUCAAGUUGAUCCUGAUUACAUAGAAUCAGAGAAAAGACUCGAAAAAUGGUUCGAACAAAAUUCAGCGGGCACAAUUAUUGCGACAGGUUUCAUUGCAAGUACUCCUCAGAACAUUCCAACGACUUUGAAAAGGGAUGGUAGCGAUUUCUCUGCUGCCAUCAUGGGUGCUCUUCUUAGGGCUCAUCAAGUUACAAUUUGGACCGAUGUUGAUGGUGUGUACAGUGCAGACCCCAGAAAAGGUAAAUACCAGUAAAUAUUUCUUAUGACACAUGGAAAAAGCACACGUGCAUAUUAACUGCAUUUAAUUCACGUGAUUGAUAAAUUUUAUAUUCCUAAGGUAUUAGCACUUUGUGUAUACGUGUGGAUUAGUGUUAAAGUUGCUUUCAAAUCUGUAAAUUUGCAUUACAUGUUGGAAAAUUUAUAUUACCUUUUUUGCAGUUAGUGAGGCCGUGAUAUUGAAUUCAUUGUCUUAUCAAGAGGCCUGGGAAAUGGUGAUCAUGCUCGACAAUGUUUAUUUAUAAGUUGCUAUAGUCCUGUCUGGAAGAAAUGUGCUAAAUAUGUUACUCUACCACACUUGCAGUCCUAUUUUGGGGCAAACGUCUUGCAUCCACGUACUAUUAUUCCAGUGAUGCGAUAUAACAUUCCCAUCAUAAUAAGGAAUGUUUUCAAUCUCGCUGCCCCUGGAACAAUGAUCUGCCAGCGAGCAGUGAAUGACAAUGCAGAGGGGCAUAAUUUGGAGUCUUUUGUAAGAGCAUUCGCCACAAUAGAUAACGUGGCCCUCGUCAAUGUGGAGGGGUAUAACGACUCAUUUAAGUCCUCACUCGUUCACUGAAUUUUCGCAUCGUUUUCCCUUCGUUUGUCUAAAUAUUGGAAAAAAUAUGCUUUGCCCAGAACUGGGAUGGCUGGCGUGCCUGGUACAGCCAGUGCAAUUUUCAGUGCUGUGAAAGAUGUGGGAGCGAAUGUCAUUAUGAUAUCUCAGGUAGCUUAAUACCACGUGCUCUUCUUUUUUGGCGUGCAUCUCUUGACAAUGUUUUAAAGUUGGUAUUAUUUUAUUCAGGCUAGCAGCGAACACUCCGUAUGUUUUGCAGUCCCAGACAAUGAGGUGAAGGCAGUUGCAGAUGCGUUAAAAUCCCGAUUUUCCCAGGCUCUGGCAGCUGGUCGUCUUUCUCAAGUAUGCUCUGCCAAAUUUUGAUCUGGCGCUAUGAUGUUUAUUUCUUUUGCUGCUUAAGUGGAGCAAAGCUGUCAUUCUCAAAACUAGAAAAUUAAUAGCUUUCAUUCGUCUGCAAGCCUCCAGCAGUUACAGAUGAUGUCGAAAAAAAGUUCAUGAGAAGAAUUAUGUGAGGAGUCAGAUAGAAGACACUUAGAUAAUGUUGUCAAGGAAAAUUUGUGUUCUAUGAAUGCCCAACUGCGGCAUCAGUAGUCAACAUUUGCCUUGAUUAUCUUAUCUUUUUUUCUCCUAGUCUAAUGUGCAGCUGACUAUGGCUGUCUCCUCAGUAUGCUGCUAAAAUUCCUAGGCCAAGUGGCCAGUCGAUUCUCUUCUUUCUUUCCUUUCAUGAAACAUGUCAUGCAGUUGCAGUUCAUUCAGUGCUAUUUCAGUCCCAUUUUGUGAUGUGCUAUUAGGAGGUGGAGGUAAAUAUAACAGAGUGUGCGCUAAGAUUCCAAGUGAAAUUCAUACUAGUUUUUUCGCUUCUGAUUACGUUGCUGCCACUUCUCGUUUAUUCACAUCUUAAUCAUUUUAUUCAACUUUUAGUCUCUAUAUUUCUUUAGCUUCUCCAUUUAUCUCCAUGGUGAUAUUCCGUUAACAAUUUUUUUUUAUAAAGUUCCUCAUCUAGUUGAAAAAACCUUUUUUUUUUGCGAAAGGCAUUGGAAAGGUGACUUAAUUAUUGAAAUAAACCAGAUCUUAGUGUUUUUAUUGUUACAAACGCUUGCCUUAAAUUGUUUGAUGCAAGUAUGAUUUCUUCGGUAAUUUGUUGGAUGAAAUUUAUUUAUGUACGAGGGCUUUGUUGUUAAUGGCACUGUGUUAAUUACUUCUUUCCAUUUACCACUACAACUCUUCACAGGUUGAGGUAAUCCCAAAUUGCAGCAUUUUGGCUGCUGUUGGCCAGAAAAUGGCAAGUACCCCAGGUGUUAGUGCCACUCUUUUUGAUGCAUUAGCAAAGGUAUUAGCAUCAUUCUUCCUGAGCUCAGAGCAUGCUAAAUUCAACUAUUUCCAUUCCUUGAUUUUGUGUGCAUUAAUGUUGAGCGUCGUGCAUUAUUACUAUUCAGGCUAAUAUAAAUGUACGAGCUAUAGCUCAAGGUUGCACGGAGUACAACAUUACUGUGGUGCUGAAGGGUGAGGAUCGGAUUAGGGCUCUACGGGCUGUUCACUCAAGAUUUUAUCUCUCAAAGACGACAAUAGCGGUGGGGAUUAUUGGACCAGGAUUGAUUGGUGGUACACUCCUUGACCAACUUCGGGAUCAGGUGCAAUGCUAGGUUCCUUUGGUUUAUAUUAUUUGUUUCCUCUGCUUUUGUGGCUCCUCAUUAUUAUUUUGUUUGAAAACUCCAAAUAUGAAGUUCCUUCACGGUUUUGUAACCGUUUUAUAUGGUUGGAGAAGAAAAUAUUGCAGAACUUUCUUGUCUCGCAACUCAAUACUUUUGUGCUGGCUAAGACUCAUGAUUCGUUGUCCAUCAAGUUUCUACUCAUCUUACUUGGCAGUGUUUUCUUCAGCUAUGCAGAAGGCAGAGUAAUCACAAUAUUACACUCUUUGCAUCUCCCGCCAAGACUAAUGGAUCUUAAAUGAAUGCAUAUGGAAAACAUAGGUUUUAUAAUUAGGAUCUCUUUUCUUGCACUUGUUUACUCCUUGAAUUACAUCCUUAAAAAGGGUGCCGUCUGGAAAUUAACUUGGUUUUAUUAAACAUUCACACGACAUUGUAUUGUAUCGAGUGAAUGGCUUUAUGAUACAAAUGAGAAAAAAGCGCAAACUCCGAAUGACUUGUAGGUUGCUGUAUUUUUUUUAGAAGUCCGCAUCUGUGUCAAAUCAUCCCAUCUGGCUUGAAUGAGAUGCUGAGAGAAGCCAUCUAAUCCAUGAGCCCUUACUCACAAAUUGUGGUAAUGAGGUUUAGCUGAUACAAUAAGGGUUGAAACAAAUUCGGUAUGAUCGUAAUGGUAGACAGGUUGAAUACAGGAAUAUCAGCACACAUCUGCUAGUGCAUGCCCUUGUAGUUGAUUGCAGAUUUAGGAAUUAUUUUCAAGUUAGUUUUUCCUUCUAGAGUCCUGGUUGCAUAUUUUUAUUUCCUUUUGUGAGUUACAGUUUAUAUUGCUCAAUAUAUUACGUUUUUUAAUCCUACGGGGGACUUUUUGGAGGGAAUUUGGAGUUUCUUCUUGCCCAUAUUUAUGGAGACCGGAUGUUCCCACCUCCAGGGCUUCCGGUGCUAUCUCUCGCUUAAGAGAAAAAUUGUCCUCUGUUUUACUUUGGAUUCUCUAUAGCAAAAACCAAAAGUUGCCAUUGGUCAUUUUUAAAGUUCCAGCAGGUUUUUUUAUUCUGCUUUGCAUGAACGAUGAGGAUGAUCUCGGAAGUGUAUUUUUACGAAAUGAAUGAAGAAAAUUAAUAAUAUUUUAGAGAAUGUUGUCAGGAGUGAACAACACACUGGCAGAUGGUGGAUAUUCCGUCUAAUCUUGGAAAAUGUUCGGUUAGUUUUCUAUAAAAGGGUACAUUUCUUUUGAAUGAAGAUAAUCUCCCUUUAGAUGAAUUUGUAAAAUAAUCAGAAGAGGAAAAAUAAUAAAUGGGAAUUAAUGGUGGGGAAUUUUUUUAAAAUAACAUUAGAAUGAAGCAUCUUCUUUUGACCCAGUCCACAACCCAAAAAAUUAAAUGAGAAACCAUGGCCAGCAUAGCAGGACAUUUCUGUUGAUCUCAUUUGCUAGUUGUGUACGAGGAUGACAACUAUAAUAUUAUUUCCUUCUGCACGUGAUUCUUGGAUACAUCUCAAUUCUGCAUAGACACCUGGAAGUGUGAAAAUUUCUGCACCUCGUUUUAUCGGGAAUUGAUUCCUGCUAUAUGGUUGUUACUUGGUCACUGAAUGACAGACGUGAUAACCUAUUCUCUCUGUACUGUUUUACUCAUGUUGGCUGUCAACUAAUUUUGUGAAGACAACACUAUAGUUUUAGACUUUUGUCUUUGAAAUUUUCCUUUAACUAAGCCAUUACCUUGCAGAGCUCCAAAAAAGUGUUCCCUUCACUAAAGUGAUUUAAACGAUUUUUCUGACAGACGGGAGUUCUUAAGGAGGAAUUUAAUAUUGAUUUGCGCGUCAUGGGAAUUGCGGGGUCUAGAAAGAUGGUUUUGAGCAACACGUAAGCUGUCCUUUUUUUACUCUGAUUUGCAUUGUGCAACUGCAUGCACCAUUUCCACAUAUGUUGAUCACUCGAAGUUUGUCAUUUCUGCCCUCUGUACCCUUUUGCUUAAGAUGCGGCUAAAUGUAUUUUGGCCUCAUAGUAUUAACGAUGCCAUUCUCUUCUGGCUUUGGUUCCCAUUAGGCAUAGGUUCUCUUGCUCUGACAAUGCUUAUGAGAUUCACCGUAUUUAAUCUUUAAAACAUGUUCUUUAAUGCAUAAUUUAAAAAGAGUAUGCUCAUUUUGGUGCAACCUUCAGUUUUUUUAUGUCUAGUGGAAAGGUUUUUUUUUCUAGGUCGUACAUACCUUAAUGAAAUCAAUAAAUUAUGUAUAUGUUGGCCUGCAUAACUUAUCCUGGAUCUGUGCAUUCGUUGCCAUUCGUUACCAUUUGCUUAAGUUGUGAGAUGUGUGAGCAUCCAUGCCAUAUCCAUUUUUUCCGCUCUUCAUGAAAAGCUUGAGAGUUACAGAUUUUUCUAGGUUUGUCUAUUCCUUGUGUGCCUUUCCUUAUGUACGCUUGGAAGUGCCUUUCCUCAAAACUGUGUUUAAUGCCUUGAAUGAUUCCUGCAUUCCAAAUGCACAGAAGUCGAAGAGAACUUUUUAAGCCCAGGUAGCUCAGUCUUAUGGUACAAAUCGUUGUACUUCCAUCGAGAUUAGUAACUUAAGUUGUAACCUUUUGCCACUAUAUGCGUUUUCCUUCCCUUGUGUGUACAAACAGCUCUCUAAAUUUUUCUUCAAUCUGUAAUUAAUUUCUUCAAAUUAGCAGUGAAGUAUGUUGGUAUCUUGCGCUACGUGUGAUUUGUUUCGCUGUCAUUGAUGUAUUCUAAAGGACAUUGUUUUUAGGGCAUUUCUGAAAUUUUAACACAGAUGAGAUAUCAUUUUGUUUAAUUUUGAUGGUUUCAUGUAGGGGAUUAGACUUGACAAGAUGGAGAGAACUCCAAAACGAGAAGGCAGAAGAGGCCAACUUGGAAAAAUUUUCACAGCAUGUUCAUGGAAAUGAAUUCAUCCCAAACACUGUCUUCAUAGACUGUACUGCGGACACUGGUAUUGCAAACCACUACUAUGAUUGGUUACGCAAGGGAAUCCAUGUAAUUACGCCAAACAAGAAGGCCAAUUCAGGACCUCUUGAUCGGGUGGGCAUUUCUUGUGCUAAACUGAGUCAACUGUUUUCCAGUUUUCUGAUGACUAUUUGCCUUUUGAGUUUUCCAAGUAUACAUGCAUAACGAGGGACAGUGACUAGCAAAAGGGAACAAGACCCCCAAAGAUCCCCUAUGUAUAUCGAAUAGUUUGUUACUUCAUUCCAUUUACUUAUGCUAACUCAUGCCAAGAUUUCAUUGUGAACGUGUUUUUCGUCGCAUAUUUCACCUAUUUGCAUAAUUAUGUUGACGACCUUGCUGGCAUUUGGUUGCUCUUAUAUUCAUGGGGCUAUAUCUGAUCUCCAAAUGACUCUCUCGUCUUGCCUUCUAUAUGUGUGAUUAUUUCUCAGUUUUAAAAAGGUGUCUGAUAUUUUUCAUAUUCGGUUGUCUGACCUCUUUCCAUUAAGUUCACUUAUCUAUUUAACUUGUGCUCCGAUCUCAUUUUCGCGUUCUGUUUUUAUCAGUAUUGGAACUUUGGCUUACUUUCGCCAAACUGAACGGAAAAAGUAUAGUAUGUAGCUGAAUCAGCUAAAAAACAGAAAAAUCUCUCUCAUAAAUUUUGUCUGCUCAUCUCGCUAGACGCUGACCAAGUGUUUGGAGACGGACUAUUGCUAAAUAUUCUUUCUAUCGUUAAAUCAAUCCAUGGCAUCAGGGUAGAAUGGAAGGCAUCUCAAUCUUCGUUGGUUUGAAAGUUUUCCAAAUUAAUCUGUAUAAGAACCAGCUGAUGACAUGCGCUUUUGACCAAGUGCUGUAUUGGUGACUACUAACGUGUGCGCACCGAACGCAGUAUCUGAAGCUGCGCGCGCUGCAACGGCGGUCUUACACUCAUUAUUUCUAUGAGGCAACAGUUGGGGCUGGUCUCCCAAUUAUCAGCACCUUGCGAGGUCUCCUUGAAACUGGUGAUAAGAUUCUACAGAUUGAGGGGAUUUUCAGGUUAGAUAUUUGCAUAGGCGAGAAAAUCGGCUCCUAUCACUAAUUUUCAGAUUUCAUUGUAGAGUUUCUAUCCUCCUUGGCAUAUGUUUGAAUAUCUCCGUCAGUCCCUAGAUUAUUUAUAGAACCAAUAGUCCUGCCGCUUUCACAUACUCCUUCCAUAGUCUUUCUGAUUAUUUCUUUUCUUUGGUUAAGUGGAACAUUGAGUUACAUCUUCAACAACUUUGCGGGAGAGCGAUCUUUCAGUGCUGUGGUUGCUGAAGCAAAGCAGUCCGGCUUCACUGAGCCGGAUCCAAGAGAUGAUCUAUCUGGAACUGAUGUUGCCAGAAAAGUAAGUCUUUCUCCGAUUGCUGCGCUUCCUCUUUUGUGUUGCCCUGUCGCUCCAGCCUAUUUCUCGACACCCUCUUUCAGUUCUUAGGCACCCAAUGCCCAGAUGACAAUAGAGCUUCUGCAUCAUUCAGCUCCGUCAUUUAAGGAAAAUGCACGUUUGAUUCGCAUGCCAAUUAAGAUAGCACCAACUCUUCCUCUCCCAGGUCAUAAUCCUCGCGAGGGAGUCUGGUCUGAAGCUGGAACUUUCCGACAUACCUGUGGAAAACCUUGUCCCAGAAGAGUUGAGGGUGAGCAUCGCCUAAAACAUUUCCAUAAAAAGUUGAAAGGGUGACUCUCUGAUUCCAAUCUAUGGUGAUGCCCCCGCAGUCAAGUGCAUCGGCUGAGGAAUUCAUGAUCCAGCUCCCAGAUUUCGACGAAGAACUGUCAAAGAAACGGAUUGAAGCCGAGGCUGCAGGCGAGGUACCGCUGUUUAUUUUUAUCCACCCCCUCCCUUUCGCCGCUUCGACUUUCUUAGCGUCUUUUCGCCUGCAUCAACCUCUUCCUGUCUCUGGGGCGCUUAAUUUCCCAGGUGUUGAGGUAUGUUGGCGUUGUGGAGGUGAGCAACGCAAGGGGCAGAGUGGAGCUGAGAAGAUACAAGAAGAGCCAUCCCUUCGCGCAGCUCUCGGGAUCCGACAACAUCAUCGCGUUCACUACGAUGAGAUAUAAGGAUCAACCGUUGAUCGUCCGUGGCCCCGGAGCAGGCGCCCAGGUGACUGCAGGUGGCAUCUUUAGCGAUCUCCUGCGGCUGGCCUCCUAUCUUGGAGCUCCCUCGUAG